Molecule: messenger RNA, 7632 nt
Organism: Aplosporella prunicola CBS 121167
Lineage: Eukaryota; Fungi; Ascomycota; Dothideomycetes; Botryosphaeriales; Aplosporellaceae
Exons: 3
Coding region: 256-7140 (2294 amino acids)
Biological process (GO): Golgi organization; autophagy; COPII vesicle coat assembly
Cellular component (GO): ER to Golgi transport vesicle membrane; endoplasmic reticulum exit site
Source: RefSeq, a predicted model, not a curated record
GUGGGGAGUCGCUGAGACGUCGGGGUGAUGGUCCGAACGGAAACGCGGCCUUCGCAGGAACCUAACUAACUUUUGAGCUUAAACAAUCGUUGGCAAGCUGUCCUCUCCAACUAUCCAAUCCACAGUCAGCAAGCAUGUUCUGCUGAACCCCGCCAUACCUCGACCCAGGGCUUCUCUGCCUUUGCAUCGUAGCCUUUCCGUUCUGUUUGUAUAGUAUUUCAUCUACCUUCCUGUCCUCAUAGAAUAAUUGCCGUAAUGGAGAACCCUCACGAUCCCCCGCGCACGCCUACGAACGCCGCCGAUGACACGAUUCCACUCUCGACUCCCCAGCCCGAGGGCGCCGCCCCCACACACCACCCCCAGCCGCAAGACCUCGUGGCCGAAUCCGUUGAAACCGCCCAGGCCAACGUCUCCCAUGCGACGAGCCCGCCCAUGAGCUACCAGUCUCCCGAGACGCUAGAAACCGCCCCGCGCACCUCGUGGGACGCCCACCCCGUCAAUGGCCACAGCCGCACCAACACCUUGGAGCUGGCCGCCGCGCUGGACAAUAGCGACGAUGAUUUCUUCAGCCGUCGCUACGACUCGGAAGCACAACCUGCGCACGACUAUGCGAGGGAAACAACUACCGCGCCUGAAGAGGCUCCGGCUGUAGAGGCUCCAGCUCAUCCUUCAGAACCGUCACAGGCGACCGAGGGGGCAGCAGCAGCACCGUCUGUGGAUGACCAGGUACUGAAGUCUGCGCAGAAGCCGGAUUUGCCACCCAACGCAGAACCACUCCCAGUCUCUGCGCAAGACCCAGUCCCUGUAGAUGAACAGUUUCCCGCGCCUGCCCACGAUUCGACCCAAGACCCCGUCGAGGAACAAGUUUCCCAUCCAACCGAGGACUCGGAGUCCGCCCGCAUUGAUGACGCAGUCUCUGUGCCGAUUGAACAGCCAGAGCCGGGUCGUGCGGAGGGCCCUGCGCCCACACCGCUUGACGAGGCGGCCCCGACGCCUGCUCACGAACAGCCUGACAUUGAGACCAUUGAUACCGAGGCGUUGCAUGCAACCAAUCCCGCAGCGGAAGCGUCCGAUGAGCAUGCAAAUUACGAACAUUACGAACACCAAGGCGAAACUACGGCCCUCGAGCAAGCAGCCCAGGAGAAAGCGGAUGCGCCAUUGGCUGAAGACACCGGUUCGCCGAACGUCGAAUGGGGUGCGACAGACACGUUCGACCUUGGAACUCAUACAAUGCCGGUAGAGGAAGCGAAAGCGGAGACUUUCCCAGAGGUGCAGCCCGAAGAUUCGGUCGUUCACCAGGAAGCCGAGAACGAGGCUGCAACUGCGGUUGAGCAAUCAGCACCCGACCUUGAUUGGGGCGCCGCUGAUGCCGAGGACUUCGUUCUGGGAACACAAGAAGCUGGAGUGGAACAGGUGCAACCGGAACCGAUGUCGCAUCAGGAACCCGAGAUGGCGCCGGCGGAUAUAGCUCCUGAAUCUGGUGCUGUGGAACGCGACUGGAACCAGGUCGAAUUGGAGUGUGGCACAGCACCAGAUGGUCCUUUUAAUGUCAGUUUAGAACCAACAAGCGAAACAGCGUAUGCAGAGGAUCAUGCUCCAACACACCAGGAGCCUACUGAUCAUGGCAUCGCUACGACCGAGGAACAUGGCACUGGGAAUUUGGAUUGGGGCAAGGUUGAUGAAGAUAUCGAUUUUGAUGCCAUCACUCAGCCCACCCAAGAAACCAGUGCCGAGGCGCCUUCUACGGCAGAGGUACCGACGGAGGCCCCUCAGGCUGGAGUUCCUCAAACUGAAGUUUCUCAAACGGAAACCUCUAGCUUUGCGCCUAAAGAGCCUGAAGUCCAGAAUACGGCCAUGUUUGAGUCAUCUGACGGUCCGGAUUUGGAUUGGGGUAAUGCCGGUGAUGCCGAUAUAGAUUUUGGCGCCAUUGCCCAGCCUGAACAAGCCACCAGUGCGGAAGUGCCCUCAACGGCGGAGGCACCACAGACAGAAGCUCCUAGCUUUGCACAUGAAGUGCCUGCAGUUCAAAAUGCUGCUACCGCUGAGCCAUCUGGCGCUCCAGAUCUGGAUUGGGGUACUGCUGAUGAUGCGGAUUUCGGUUUUGGUGCCAACACAUCCGAGGCGCAAGGAUUAGGACUUUCUGGUGCCGAAGAAAAACCCACAGAGAACAAGGAGCCAGACUUAAGCGCCAUGUGGGCUGAAGCGUUGGCCGACGAUGAUUUGCUGGACGACACUCCAGCGGAAUCCGGGUCGGUCGACCCCUCAGCAUUCUUCCUGGACGAAGACGAUGAAGGGUUCCUCGAUGACACUGUGCCUCAACCGGAUCAAAACGGUACUCAAACCCCUGACGCUGCUGCACCCGGCACGGUUUCGACUAGUGCAAGUAAAUAUGCGCCUGCUGCCCCUGCUCAGCCAGCACCGGCCCCAACUGUCACAAACCCAUAUGCUCCACAGGGCCUCCAGAAGGUGAAUCUGUCCCAACCAAGUAUGCCGGCACAAGUUUCGCCUUACGGCGCAUAUGCCUCUGCUUCACCAUAUGCCGCUUCCGCCCCCUUCCAACAACAACCAACUAGACCGGCGCCAACCUCCGCCCAGAGUUUUGCGGCCAAAUCGAAAGGCGGUUACUCUUCGCCCUACGACCUGCCAGAAGACAUUGUGAAGCCCAAGAGGCGAGCUCCAGUGCAUUCCCAGACGAUGCCUAUACCGCAGCAAAGAGCACCACCUCCAAGGAUCAGCAGCAUGUACUCCAACCCUGCCAGUCCCGCAAUGCCGCCUCCGUCUGCUGCGAGCAUGUCGCCGGCGAUGGCUAGUCCUUCUGUGCAGCCGCCUACUGGUGCGUUCGGUGGAUCAGCCCCUCCGGAAAGGCCCAAGCCGCCGACUUCAAAGCCCAGCAGUGGUUUCUUUGAGGAGCUACCUGUGGUGCCUAAGCCACGGCCGUCUGGAAGAUAUACUCCGCAAGUCAUUGCACCUACUCCUCCCCCUCAGCAGGCCGUGCCACCUCCGGGCCCUCCACCGGCCCAAUUCCAGCCUCCUCCGCCUGUCAGGCAGAGCUCCCAGACUUACGCGCCCCCGCCGCCGGUCGCUGCUCCAGUGCAGAGGCCAGCCUCAACUGUUUAUGCUCCUCCGGUCCCUCCUCCGGUUCAGAGGCCUGCUUCGACGACAUAUGCCGCCCCUGUUGUUCCUCCAGUGCAGAGGCCUGCAUCGACGACGUAUGCUCCUCCGACUGUUCCUCAGGUGCAAAGAUCUGUUUCAUCCUAUGCCCCUGCGGCUGCUCAGCCGGUACCUCCUCCGAUGCCGAGAUCCACGACAGCAUACGCACCUCCUGCCGCUCCUCAAUUGCAACAGCCUGAGCGUUUGGAUCCUUUCCCAGCGGCUGCAACGACGUCUGCCACAUCGACACUUGCACCAGUACCUCCAGCAGUGCCUGCCACAGCAGCCAGGUAUUCUCCUGCUCCGCCCGCGGCCCCCGCUGUCGCUUCGCGUUAUUCGCCUGCUCCUCCUUCCGCGCCAAGCACAGGAUCGAAGUAUUCUCCCGCUCCUCCGUCUGCUCCUCUUAACCCGCAGAAUCGAUACUCUGCCGAACCAACCGUGCCUCUUCCUAAGCCCGCGACCAUGCCUUUCGCUCCAAGGACUUCGAGCCCUCUGGCAUUCCACAGCACACCACACCACCAAGAGCACGUGCCACCACCAAGGCCGUCUUCUUCGACAUCGUUGCAACAGAGCAUAGCUUCUGUAGAAGACAGCUAUCGGAGGGCAAGUCUCGAGCCGGUGCAGGAGACUCUCCUGCAUACCGCGCAAAAACCUGCGACACCGCCACCACCGCCGAGGAGUGUGCCUGCUUCUGUUGUAGGAUCGCCGAAGAGACGUUCCACUGCCAACUACACUCCGCAGUCCGCCUACGCACCGCAGUCCAGUUACACUCCUCAGUCCAAUCCGCCGCAGUACCACCGUAACUUUGUCUCUUCGCCUGGCCAAGAUUCUGAGAUGCCGCCGGUGCGCCGCUCGCAGUCACAGUCUCCCGGAGCCACCAUGAAAGGACCUAAGUUGGCGAUGGCGCCCAUUGAACGGCCUGCUUCCGUCACUGGUUUAGCCUCUCCUGUGGGAGGACCCCAAGCGCAAUAUACCCCCAGUGUGCCUGCCUCUGCAGGCCGUAAACGCACGUUUUCUGUGAACCUUAAUUACAUCAAGCCUACUGACGAACUCGCAAUGGAUCCUCUCGAGCGAUGGAAGGGUUCACCGAUUUUCAAGUGGGGGCUUGGCGGUUCCGUCCUGACCACAUUCCCCAAGCACAUCCCUCGAUAUGGCACUGGCGCUGUUGGUGCUAUGAUCAAGUGUACUCCAGGUGAGGUCAAGCUUCAAAGUGCCAAGACGCUAUGCCCUCUAUCAGACUCGGUCGCAAAAUUCCCCGGUCCGCUCAAGACCAAGGGCAAGAAGAAAGAUGUUCUCGGCUGGCUCAAGUCUAACAUAGAGUCGAUGGAUAAAGACUACCGCGAGAAAAUUUUCAACGGGGAACUGCUCGCGGAGGCAAGGACAAGGUUUGAAGAGAAGAUCUUGCUUUGGAAGAUACUGGAGAUCUUUGUUGAGCAUGACGGCCAUCUCGAAGGCUCUGACGCAGUCAACCAGGCUGUUAAAAAGGUUCUGGCACCCGAAGGCUCAGAAAGCAGCGAGGGUGGUCCAGUGCUUACCUCGGCCGACCUCAUGGGUCAGACUACGUCGACUGGAUCCGCUGUAACAGCCGAGCCGAUUGACCCCCAGGCCGUUGACCAACUUCGUGCCCACCUACUAAAAGGUGAUAGGGAAAAGGCCGUCUGGGAUGCUGUUGAUAAGCGUCUAUGGGGUCACGCAAUGCUCAUUGCUUCCACCUUGAGCAAAGAUUUGUGGAAGCAAGUUGUCCAAGAGUUUGUGCGUCAAGACGUCAGGAAAGUGUCCGGCAACAACCAGUCUCUCGCUGCACUGUACGAGGUCUUUGCCGGAAACUGGGAAGACAGCAUUGAUGAACUCGUUCCCGCCUCUGCAAGAGCCGGAUUCCAGAUGGUCAGCAAGACUGACAGGUCCGGUGCCAAUACGAACGUGCUCGAAGGGCUUGAUCGUUGGCGCGAGACCCUUCUUCUUGUGACUAGCAACAGAAGCGAGGGUGAUAACCAGGCUCUUGUGGCACUGGGCAAGCUCUUGGCGGGCUACGGCAGAGUCGAAGCUGCGCACAUCUGCUUCCUAUUCGCCAGGACAGCGGUGAUCCUAGGUGGUGCUGAAGAUCCCGCGGCCCACCUGGUUCUGAUAGGCGCUGAUCGCUUCGAUGUGGGCAAGGAAAUGGAGCCUAUUCUCCUCACCGAGAUCUUUGAGUAUGCCGUUACGUUGUCAUCUAGCAUGGCUCCUCCGGCCAUCCCGCAUCUGCAAGCGUACAAGCUCGCGCGCGCUUUCACUUUGGCCGAGUAUGGCUACAGGACAGAGGCACAGGCUUACUGCGAUUCUAUCGCUGCUGCCAUGAAGUCCACGACCAAGGUGUCGCCCUACUAUCACUCGACUUUGGUGUCGGAGCUGGAUGAUCUCAUUAAGCGACUGUCACAAUCGCCCAAGGAUGGUUCGUCUUCUUGGAUAUCAAAGCCCACCAUGGGUAAGGUGUCUAGCAGUGUCUGGUCGAGCUUCAACAAGUUUGUCGCUGGAGAAGACGAUAGCGAUGGCGCUUCGACUGGAGGCGCUGCGGCUGACCAACGCAGCCCCUUCGCUAAGAUGUCAGGUGAAACGCCUACAGUCAGCCGCUCGCCAUCCGUUGCAGACCUGUCCGGGUCUUUCGGCGCGGCCAUGAGCGGCAUCAACUCUUCAGCUGUUGCCGGCUCAAGAUAUGCUCCCGCUGCGCCAAGUGCUUAUGCUCCCCGUUCCUCGAUGGAGAAGGCCAGUCGUUAUGCUCCGCAAAACUCAUCGCCGUAUGCGCCGAGCAGGUCUUCGAUGGAGACGAUGGAACGUCCUGAUAUGGUCACGGAUCCGAUGUUUGCCCAUCAAGAGACGCCACCAUCGUCGUACAACCCGUCUUCUCAGUACGCGCCCAAACCUGCCAGCGUUUAUGCGCCUAGCGGGUUGAGCUCUACAACUUCCCCUCCCAACUCGAUGAACCCGUUGGGAAGCCCUUACAGCCCGACAACGGCCAUGGGCAGCUACCAACCUCUUGCCGCCACCAUGCAUAAUGAAGCGGCCGGGGAUAACGCACCCCAGACGAACAAUUUUGGACCGCCUCUCGGCUCGAACGGGCCCCAAAAGAGCCCUUACGAACCUCAAACGAGUCCUUACGACCCCCCAGCGAGCUCUUACGAACCGCCUACGAGCUCUUACGAACCACCAACAAGUUCCUAUGAGCCGCCCUCGUACCAGCCUUAUGAACCCGAACCCGAAGAAGAGAAGGAGGCCGAAACGAAGCCAAAGAAAUCGAUGAUGGAUGACGAUGAUGAUGAUGAAUUGGAGCGUCGCGCCGCCACGCUGAAGGCGCAGCAGAAGGCUGAAGCGGACCGCAUCGCUGAUGAGGCGUUCCGCAAGGCCGCAGAAGCGGAUGCCGCCAAGGAAAAGAACCCACCCAAGAAGGGCGGCGGCAGCUGGCUGGGCGGCUGGUUCAAGAAAUCCGCCGACACAGACUCGCCCAAGCCCAUCCGGGCCAAGCUCGGCGAGGAAAACUCCUUCUACUACGACCCCGACCUCAAGAAAUGGGUCAACAAGAAAGCCGGCGCCGAGCAAACUUCGACGCCGUCAGCGACGCCACCCCCGCCCAAGGGCGGCCCGCCCCCCGGCCUCCGCGGCGUCGCGUCGACCAGCAACCUGGCGGGCGCCGCGGCCGGCGGCCCGCCAAAGGGCCUCGUGCCGCCCGGCGCGCUCAACGCCCAGAUGCGCAGCACCAGCAUGCCGCCGCCGAUGGCGAUGGCGGCGUCGGCGCCGGGGACGCGGUCGGCGACGCCGGCGGGCGCGCCGCCCGGUGCGGCAGGAGACUCGCCUGCGCUGGGGGGACCGCCGCCGCCGUCGGGGCCGCCGAGUCGUCCGGCCACGAGCAUGAGUAAUGCCAGCAGUAUUGAUGAUUUGUUGGGGGUGCCGGCGCCGAGGAAGGGGGCGGCGAAGAAGGGGAAGAGGGGGGGACGGUACGUCGAUGUUAUGGCGAAGUAGGAAUAGUGGUGGUAGUAGUGGGUGGGAUGCAUGGAGGUAGGAAGAGCGCGUUUGGUUUGUCGUUUUUUUGUUUUGUACAGUGGGUGGGAGUCUGGGGGUGCGUGGGGUAGUGGUUGCGUGGGUGCGUGGUUUGUACGAUAUCAGGACCUGUGGACGUGGUUAUAAUGGCAUGCGUGUUUUCUUUGCUGGAGAUGUUGGUGUGUUUGUUCGUGUGUUGUGAAUGGAUGGGUGGGUGGGUCUGUGUGUGUGGGUUGGUGUGGGAGGUGCGUGCGUAUAGUCUUCUGCUCCAACCGUCUUCCUCGUCCUUGGCACAUACUUACGUACAACUCUCUCUUUCUCUCUCUCUCUCACGCAAUCGUUCUCGCAGUAAAGUAAACCGACUGAGUAGGCAACCAGUGGCGCGCGCUGCUGCUGCUGCCAGACUACAUGGAUGGAAUACCUACCUACCGAGUUGUAGAUACCUACAGUCUAGCUGCCGUAAGAACUCUCGCU